Raphanus sativus (radish) is the source of this 2203-nucleotide messenger RNA. RefSeq names its product heavy metal-associated isoprenylated plant protein 33. The coding region runs from base 135 to 1868 and encodes 577 amino acids. NCBI's taxonomy places the organism in Eukaryota, Viridiplantae, Streptophyta, Magnoliopsida, Brassicales, Brassicaceae. The record is from RefSeq and is a predicted model, not a curated record. The transcript has 3 exons. Gene Ontology annotation, molecular function: metal ion binding.
AUGUAAUUCAUAAUCGUUUUAAUUCUCCUUUACAUUUGCUACGUUCUUGAUUGUGCACAUCUAACUUUCAGUUUCAAGAACCAGAGGAUUUUCUCAGAUCUUGCGAGGUAGAGUAUAUUUCAAAUUAAAGAAAAAUGAGUAAAGAGGAGUUUAUGAAGAUACAGACUUGUGUUCUUAAAGUGAAUAUUCACUGUGAUGGUUGUAAGCAGAAAGUGAAGAAAAUUUUGCAGAAGAUUGAAGGUGUUUUUACGACAAAGAUAGACGCAGAGCAAGGGAAAGUGACAGUAUCUGGAAACGUAGACCCUUCGGUCCUGAUCAAGAAGCUCUUGAAAUCCGGUAAACAUGCCGAAAUCUGGGGAGCUCCAAAGGGAAAUGGCACCAAUCAGAACCAACCUAACUUGGCCAAUCAGCUCAAAGGCAUGCAGAUUGACCACGGCGGCAAAGGUGGCGGUGGUGGUGGUGGCGGAGGUGGUGGCGGUGGAAACAAUAACAAAGGCCAGAAGGGAGGUGGUGGUGGUGGCGGUGGCGGCGGAGGUGGUGGAGGAGCUGGCGGCGGUGGUGGUGGUGGAGGAGGAGGAGGUGGGCCUCCGAAGAUGUUUCUUCCACAGUUAACUCCACAACAGAUGCAACAGCUGAAUCCUCAGCAACUUCAACAGCUUCAACAGCUUCAGCAGAUGAAAGCGUUCCAAGAUAUGAAGCUUCCUCCUCCUCAGUUAAAGGGACCAGGCCCUGGCUCUGUUCCCAUGAACAAGAACCCUCAGAAUCCUAAUCAGAAGGCUGUGAAGUUUGAUGUUCCUGAAGACGAUGAUGACGAUUUUAGUGAUGAUGACGAGUUCGAUGAUGAUGAGUUCGAUGAUGACGACGAGUUUGAUGAUGAGUUGGACGAUGAUGAGUUUGAAGACCGUCCUCCACCUAACAAGAUGAAGCCUAUGAUGGGUGGUGGUGGUGGAGGUAACAUGAUGAUGCCUAACAUGAUGUUGCCCAACGCUCACAAAAACGCCGGUUGUGGUGGUCCUGGACCGGCUGGAGGCAAAAUUGUGGGUAAAGGAGGACCCGGUGGUGUCCCUUUUCCUGUACAAAUGCCUGGCGGCGGAGGAGGUAACGGUGGUAAGAAAGGAGGUCCCGGUGGAGGUGGUGGCGGUAAUGUGGGGAAUCCAAAUCAAGGCGGAGGAAAGAACUGCGGUAAAAAUGGUGGUGGUCCUCCGUUAGAUGUAAAAAAUGGGGGAGGUGGUGGUGGCCAUAACGGUAAUAAUAAAGUAGGAGGCCAGAUGAUAGGUGGUCCCAACGGAGGCAAAAAGGGUGGUGCUGGUGGUGGAGGCGGAGGAGGACCCAUGGGUGGAGGACUCCCACCUGGUUUCCGUCCAAUGGGAGGUGGCAAUGGCGGAGGACCUCCGAACAUGAAUAUGCCAAUGGGUGGACCAAUGGGUGGUCCAAUAGGUGGUCCAAUGGGUGGUGGUCCUGGUCCAAUGAGUAACAAUAUGCAAGCGGUUCAAGGAUUACCUGCGAUGGGUCCUGGAGUUGGCAGCAGCUCAGCCGCAGGAGCCCCGCCAGGAUAUUUCCAAGGCCAUGGUGGCGCCGGAGGCGGCCAAGACUCAAUGCCGGGAAAUCCUUACUUACAACAGCAGCAGCAACAACAACAACAGCAAUACUUAGCAGCGGUUAUGAACCAGCAAAGAGCUAUGGGCAAUGAGCGGUUCCAACCAAUGAUGUACGCUAGACCACCACCCGAUGUAAACUAUUUACCACCUCAACCGCACCAACAACAUCCUUACCCGUACCCGUAUCCAUACCCUUAUCCUCCCCAUGGUGGUGAUCAGUAUUCUCAUUAUUUCAAUGACGAGAACACAUCAAGCUGCAAUAUUAUGUGAGCAGACAAACAAAAAAACAAAGCUUUCCAUGGUUUGUGUAUCCUUCCGGUCUGUGAUUAUACAUGGAAAUGGGGUUUUUCUUAAUUAUUUGGGGUUGUUAGAAUCCUUCUCUUUUUUCACUCCAACGGAUCGAAUCCUAAGUUAUAUUAGGAUUUAUUUCUAAUUUGUGAUAGUUCUUUAGUAAUAUAUAGAAUGAUAAUAUAAAAUCAAACAAAUAUUUUAUAUUGCAGUUCUUGUUUUUUUUCUCUGGGUUCUUGCUUUCUUAAUGAGAUCCUAGUGUUCAUAGUUGUUUAUAUGUUUCCGAAAUUAUUAAACAUGGAAUGUAUUUUCUAUUA